AGUCCUCCUCCCCCCCAGCGAUCCAUGCGCUCCAAACCGCCUCAACGCCAUAACAUUGCCCCCACUCGGGUGCAUAUACGUAUACUUAGUGUCCGGCAGAAGCCUCGCCCGCUGCAUACGCUCACCAGCUCCUGAUGGAAAACGGAGCCUAAUUGGUUCAGUCAGACGCUGCCCAGGUUGCUGCUGCUCCAUUAGCCUCGUCUCGGACCGUUUACACGCCUUUUUCCCCACGCUCGAGAAGGUCAGCCGGAUUCUUGAAUCGGCCCCCCGUCCAUUCUACUAGUAUCACUCGGGCACAAGAGCAACAACGCCCAGAAUGGAAACGCAGUCGGCUCGCCCGAAGCGAGACAAUAAUCAUCUAAUGAAGGAGCUAGUCUCCUCGCCACUCUAUUUGGAAAUCAGCGCAGCAAUGACAACGCCAUUGAGAGACUCGUUCGCAAUAUCGGAUAUCAUGUCCAGUUCAUCCAUCAUGUCCGCCCCUUCGGAUUUCGUUUCCGAGCCGAGGAGUUCUAUGAAUGUGCAAAUGCUUAAUUCUCUCGACCGUCAACGCGAUGCACAAAAGGAGCGAGAUGCCCGCUUUUCAGAGACCCCUUCACUGGAGCGCCCAGGUGCGGGGAAUAGGCGGUCGAUGCGAAGUGCUGCAAACAAACGCUCGCGAUCUCGCACCAGCUCUGCUAGUGUCUCCAGUAAUCACAUAGGCGAAACUGGAUCUCAUCAUGGAGAUAUACUGAAGGAUGCAAAUCUUCCUUUGAAGGAGGCCAGCAAGUCCGCAAACGACCUGACGAACCGGGGGCCUUAUCAUCAGGAGUCUGCAACCGCCAUUGAGGCCGUCUCAGACACGUCUAUGGCUGUUUCUUUGGGGGCGGUUUCCGAGUCAGGGCACUCUCACGAGCAACAGAUUCCGCGACAUGUGGUUCAAAUGGGGGCCCAAGCUUACAAACCGUCAGUUGCGGAGAUCACAACACCCUACCGACCGACCGCCGUCGCUGCUGAUGUACAACAACGAGAUUCGCCUUCCCGUCAGCCGCCUGCCGUGAUGCAACCGCCUGCCGUGAAGCAGGGCACUCAACAAAAACCGAGGCGGACAGAACAGGAAAAGGGCUCAAACGCUGGGGAAACAUUCGUGGCUUUGAAAGGGUCCUCCACCGGGAGACGGCUGUCCGAUUACAUGAGCACUCUUCAGCGAUCCACUUCGAAAAGCUUUGAGGCGGCCAGGGCGCCAAUUGGGUCCGCUUCAGCCGCCACAGACACGGUCUCUGCUAUACCUAGGAACCCAAUGGACAUUUUGUUUCCUUCACAUGCCCUUGCGCCCAUCUUUUCGGGAUAUCUCUACAAGUUGGGCAGGAAUAAACGAUGGCAAUGGAGGUUACUGCGUUUCGAUGGGCAAUUGCUGACCUGUUUGAGCAAUAAGAAAGGGAAAUUCCCUAUGGACUCGGUCUCGCCAACCGCUCCGACUUACAUUUCCGGCGACAAUGGAGAUGUCAUACCAUUACCGCACAGUCCUCUCUUGGCAGAUUCAUCACGAGAUUUCGGGGAGCCACGGACCGGAAACCAGCGCGUCCAUGUCCCGAAAUGGACAAUCCACAUCAGCAGCAUCGCCAGUAUCAGCUUGAUCAAACAGACCAAAAACGGGCGAAAAUAUGCUAACGCUAGCAUGCCGGAGGUAGUCCCAACCACCAGCCCAGCAGUCACAGAUCCGGAAGCCAACCCGCCAAAAUGGUACGGAACCACCAGGGUGUUUGUAAUACGAACCAUGGAAGGCAGGAACUAUGUCCUGCGAGCAAAGCGGAACGAGGAUCUCGAGAGGUGGCUAUUCGUCCUGCUCGGAAUGUGGAGAUUGGCCCGGCAUCGCAAUAAGACCGCCGACGAGGAUGCUGCGGCUUUACCGCGCCAUCGGGAAACAGAUGAAGGAACCGGUAUUUCAGGGGAGUUCUGGAAAGACACGAUCGGGCGCGUCCGCCGACAUAUCGAUUUCGUCGAACCACCGCGGCAGGCGGCUCCUGAGCCUUCGUCUGCGUCCCCGCGAGCACCUCCCGCGACUGGGAGUCAGAUGCAGAAUCGUACUUUGGAUAUUAUGUCGGAAUCGUCGUCUAAGGGUCAGCAACGGGCAGGGAGACCUAAAAGUCUUCGUGUCACGAUACCGGCACCACCUUCCGUUCCUCCACCCUCGCAUCUAUUGAAAUCCACGCAACCGAACGAUAUCUUCCCAACCGCACAGACCACUACAGAAAACGCCAUGGACCCGGAAUUCCCCCACUACAUAGACGCAGAAUUGGACUCCCCCGCAGACCCACGCACCACCAUACCCUUAUCCCCCUCAUUCUCCGACGCCGACCUGCACUCCCCCUCCAUCAUCUACACCCCGCUCGACGCGCCCAAAAUCACCGUCAUGUCAUCAUCCACACCUGAAAGACGACACGGACGCACGAUCAGCGAAUUGCCGCCGCAUUUGAUGAAUCAGCUGGACGAGCUCGCGAUGGAUCUGUUGAAGGCGCAGGAGGCGCAGAGGGGGUUGAGGGUGCUUGAGCGAGUUACGAGUUCGGUGGCGGGGCCGGGGGCUGGGUAUCCGUUGCGCAAGGAGUCGCGGGAGGUUGCCACGGAGGCGAAGGGGAGACGGGGCGGGCAGGUGGUCCGUCCACCACCUACAGAUGUGACGGAGGAUAGGGACUCGAACAUCUUUGCACAAGCGAGAUCGAACCCGCACGGGAGCCUAGACAGGUUUGCGGAACGGCGGUCGGCGGUGAUCACGCACCAGCCGGCGCCUACACGACACCAGCACACAUCUUACAACGUCAAACGCGUUGACCCCACAUCGACAAAUUUGAUGCCCACCCCCACCCCCACCAACCCCCCAUCACCAAAAUCAAACCGACCAUCCCCACCCACCCGCCCCACCCCAACCCGCGCCCACACUGAUACCCCUCGGAACGCCACAAACUACAAUGGACUCACACCCGCAGUCGUCUACCACGCCUGGCGCAGCGCGGUAAUCGCGUCCGCGGAAGAGUUCUCUCAUCCGCAAACCACCACCCCGCCUGUGACCGCGGCCAAAGCAGCGGAAUCGGGGGGUGAAGUAGAUAAGGAGUGGGUGAGGAGUCAUAAACGGACGGUGUCGGUUGGGGUUGUUGAUGUGGGGGGUGCGAGGAGGAGGUUGCCGUGAUUUAGCUUUUGGUUAUUGUAUUCAAUGAUUUUCUUUGGGGGGGUUAAUUAGAGUGAAACCCUGGGGCCUCGGAGCGAAGUUUUGGUGCGCAUGGGUUUUCAUGUAUAUAGAUGGUCUUUUUUGGUAGAGAGGAAAGAGUGGAAAUGAGAUUCUGUUUUGGUAGA
Fimicolochytrium jonesii is the source of this 3324-nucleotide messenger RNA. RefSeq lists its product as uncharacterized. The record is from RefSeq and is a predicted model, not a curated record. The transcript has 3 exons. The coding region runs from base 317 to 3160 and encodes 947 amino acids. NCBI's taxonomy places the organism in Eukaryota, Fungi, Chytridiomycota, Chytridiomycetes, Spizellomycetales, Powellomycetaceae.